Molecule: messenger RNA, 6603 nt
Organism: Fundulus heteroclitus (mummichog)
Lineage: Eukaryota; Metazoa; Chordata; Actinopteri; Cyprinodontiformes; Fundulidae
Product: protein piccolo-like
Exons: 9
Coding region: 406-6603 (2065 amino acids)
Biological process (GO): protein localization to synapse; presynaptic active zone assembly
Cellular component (GO): glutamatergic synapse; axon; GABA-ergic synapse
Molecular function (GO): metal ion binding; structural constituent of presynaptic active zone
Source: RefSeq, a predicted model, not a curated record
CGGCGUCUGCGCAGUAGAGCGGGAGGCGGAGUGGGGCUCUGUUUGCUCUCAAUCCGCUGCUGCCCUGUGCCCUCCAUCCCUCUAGCUGAGACGGGCUGGCACGGAGCGGGAGUAAUCUGACGAGGUCUGAGGAGGAUGGCGAGGCAGAUCCGCCGCCGAUGAAGGAAGUCUGAUGUAGAUGCUGAGCCAGAGGAGAGCCCUGGCAGCAGCAGCGGCAGCAGCAGCAGUAGCAGCAGCAACAGCAGAAGGGCUGUAGAUGCCCUCUCCUCAGGUGCGGCUCCAGCCCAGGCCUCUGCUGGAGAGCUGGGUCAAAGAGGGGACAGCUCCUGCUCUGACUCUGACAGCUCUAUAGACUCCAGUUCCAGUGAGGAGGACAAGGACGAAGGAGAGGAAGCAGACCCAGCCAUGUUUUCCUCCAAGUUUCUCAGCGGGGCGAACCCCCUGAAUGCUAUGUCUUCUGCUGUGAAUAAGUUUGGUUUGUUUGGAGAUGAUGGGGAGGGGGAUAAAAAGUCACCUUCACAGCAGGGGAGGAAACCAUCAGGAGAACCACAACCUGGACAGGGCCCUGGAAAGGACACUCAACAAGAGCAGGCACCCAAAAAACCCAGCCAAGGUCCCCCUAUGCAAAAGUCUCAGCCUUACCCUAAACAGGGAACACCGCAGCAACGUGGCAAUGGACAGACUGCUCCCCCACCAAACAAACCUGCAGGACAACAAGCUAAAGGCCCACCACAGCAGGGUUCACCUAAGCCUGGAGUUCAACAGCAGGUUCCGACAAAGAAUGGAGCACAACCAGUAUCUCCAAAACAGGUUCCACCCAAGAUGACAGUGCAACUGGACUCUGCUAAGAGUGGCGUACAAAAGCAAGAACUUGUAAAGACUGGGGUACAGGGGCCCUCAAAGGCUGGUUCAGAUUUAGCAAGUCAGCAGCAGUCAUCACAAAAUACUAAACAGGACUCACCUAAGGUGGGACAACAGCAGCAAGGGGGCAGGAAACAGAUCUCUGGUAGACAGCAAGACAUUAAGGGUCGAGGCACACCUGAAGUGACACCUGUAGGAUCUCCCUUGUUGGGAGCAUCCAAAGCUGGACCCCAAGCAAAAUCAGUUUCUAAACCUGUUUGCUCAGUGUGUAACACAACAGAACUUAAUAUCCAUACCAAGGAAACACCAAACUAUAAAACCUGUACACGGUGCAAAACUGAGGUGUGCUGCUUGUGUGGCUUCAGUCCUCCAGACGCUGAUGGACGUGAGUGGCUUUGUCUAACCUGCCAAAUACAGAGAGCUCAAGGAACUUCAGAGACACCAGGACCUUCCAUCAAAAAGUCCUCACCAAACACAACCCCUGCUCCUCAAAACCGGCGGCCGUCACCUGGUGAACCUAUAAAAAAGGACAUUUCAGCACCAGGUUCACCGCAGAAAGUGCAGUCUAAACCAAUAAAAGUGCCAGUUAAAGAUGAACCUCCUAAAGGACUGGAAAAUCCAAAGCAAAUCAGUAUUGACCAAGCUCAGAGAAUGACACCAGAAACUCAGCGAGCAGCAGGAUCUCCAAAACAGCGUCAAAGUGGUCAGCCUGGCCAGUCGCAAAGCCCUGUCACUCCAGCUCUCCAGCAGGCGUCUGGAGGUUUAUUUGGCUUUAGUGGGGGUGCUAAAAGCGAAUCUGCAAAACCGGACGAGUCGGUGACUGGGAAGAUGUUUGGUUUUGGCUCCUCUCUUUUUAGUUCUGCAUCAACUUUAAUUGGCUCAGCUGUUCAGGAAGAUAACAAAACCACACCACCAGUUUCUCCCAAAAUGCAGUCUGCGAAAGACACUAAAGUGGCUCCUAGCCAAAAGUUAGAACUAGAAAAAAAGCAGCAGAAACCUCAGGAGGGAAGGACUCAGUCAGCAGGGCAGAAAGCAGAAAAAUCAUCUGCAGAGACUCCAAAGGCAGCAACAGCCUCCCUCCAUCCUCCCAACAAGGGCCAAUCCACUUGUCCGAUCUGUAAGAUAGUGCUCAAUUUUGACUCGAAGGAUCCUCCCAACUACAACAGCUGCACAGAAUGCAAAAGCACUGUCUGCAAUCAAUGUGGAUUCAAUCCCAUGCCAAAUGUGAAAGAGGAAAAGGAAUGGCUUUGUCUGAAUUGCCAGAUGAAACGAGCUGCUGAAGGAAUUAAACCACAAAAAGAAGUAUCAUUGGGUGAUUCAUUUAAAAAGACUGCCACACAACCUGCACCUCAAAAAACGUCUGCCCCAAGUUCUCCCCAGAAAAAACGAUCAACAGCAGAAGUACAACAAGGUAAGAUUGAAGGACCACAAAGCCAUAAGGAGACUGGCCAAGCUCCUGGACAGAAGACACCUCAGCAGAGCCAGGGAACAGAUCCUCAGAAACAAACCAGCCAGACCAUUCGGCCUCCACAAAAAACAGGAAAUGCCACAACACAAGAGUCUGGUGGCUUUUUUGGUUUUGGUGGUCCUAAAAAUCAAAGUGAUGCAGCAAAGCCUACGGAAUCAGUAACUGGGAAAAUGUUUGGUUUUGGCACCUCCAUCUUCAGUUCUGCUUCAACUUUAAUUACUUCCACUGUCCAAGAUGAUCCCAAAUUUACACCGCCUGUUUCUCCCAAGAAGUCCCCUGCAAAGGAUCUCAGAUCUCCCACUGUCAAACAACAAGAACAGGAUAAGAAACCACAGCAGCUACAACAAGCCACAGGUUCCACACCAAUGCAGCCAAAAGUAGAUAAACCUAUCUCGGAAUUGCCAAAGAAAGGAUCAUCCUCACCAGUUAUUUCCAAGACAUCCGAUUCAAACUGUCCUCUCUGUAAAGUGAAACUGAAUCUGGGCUCCAAGGAUCCUCCAAAUUACAGCACCUGCACAGAGUGCAAAAACAUUGUCUGCAACCAAUGUGGAUUCAAUCCCACGCCAAAUGUAAAGGAGAUGAAAGAGUGGUUAUGUCUCAACUGUCAGGUGCAGAGAGCACUUGGGGCAUCUGAGCCACCAGGAACACCUGUGAUGAAGCUACGGGCCUCUCCAAACAAAACCAAUGCAUCUGCUGAUUCUCUAAAGAAAGAAACUCCAUCACAACAGAAGGAAAUUCCAGCAGUAGUUAAAUCUAAGGAGACCUCACCAUUAGUCCCCGCUCAGCAGAAAUCACAAAAACCAGUUGAGCAGUCAGCAAAAGUUGAGAAAAUACCUGAAUGUCAGAAACAUGUCACUCCAGAAGCUGGUCAGAAAUCUCUGGAACAAGACCACAAGACAGGUCACAAUAAACCAUCAGACCAGAUGAGUCAAACUGAACAUAAAAAGAGUGGUAUUUCAUCAACCAAAGAGGAAGAUGGAAAGUCCUUAAAAUCUGGUGGACCCAAGCCUCAGCCUGAUGUUACAAAACCUGCUGAAUCACUUGGAGGCAAAAUGUUUGGCUUUGGUUCCUCCAUGCUCAGUUCUGCUUCCAAUAUAAUAACAUCCGCAGUCCAAGAUGAAUCAAAAACAACACCACCAGUUUCUCCCAAAAUUCCAGUUGCAAAGGGGACCAAAUCAAUUCCUCUUCAGAAACAUGACCAAGAGAAGAAACUGCAGCAAGAUCAGCAGACCAAACACUCUCCAUUGUUGCAAGCCAAAGUAGAAAAAGGGCCACCAGGACAUGUAAAGGAUGCAGUAGCUUCAGAUGGUCAGAAGGCUGGCCAGUGUGCCUGUCCCCUCUGUAAGACUGAACUCAACAUUGAUUCCAAGGAUCCUCCCAAUUACAACAAAUGCACAGAAUGCAAGACCACUGUGUGCAACCAAUGUGGAUUUAGCCCAGUGCUAAAUGUGUCAGAGGUCAAAGAAUGGUUAUGUCUGAAUUGUCAGAUGCAAAGAGCUCUUAGUGCCGCUGAAGUCACCGGACCUUCCGUUAAACCAGAGAUUGAAACACGCAAAAGUUCACCUUUUACUGCAAGUCAGAAAAUCCAACAUCCUAAACAAGAAGAAAGUCUAAAUAAGGAAUUACCCGACAAAACGGUAGAACCCCUAAUGUCGUCUCAAAAGAAGGGAAGCAGCACACCUGGUUCUCCUCAGAGGACACAGCGUGCAGCUUUACCACCAUGUGCAAAAGGACAAGAAGCUAAAACACAGCCUAGCCCAAGCACUGGCCAAACUCCUCCAAACGCUCAAAUGGUAACAAGUACCCAGAAACAGACUGACCAGGCAAGCAAGCUUGACCCAAAACACAGUAAGGUGAAACCAGAAAUUCAGCAGGAAUCAGAAAAAACAACUGGCUCAAUAGAUCUGAAAAAAGUGUCUGGAGCUUCAAAAACAACUGAUACCUUGGGUGGAAAGAUGUUUGGAUUUGGUUCAUCUAUUUUCAGCUCAGCAUCAAAUUUGAUAUCAGCUGCUGUUCAGGAAGAAUCCCGGACUAUGCCGGGUGGCUCUCGUAAGAUGUCUGCACCGCCUCAAAUGUCUGGGAAGAUGUCUGUUUCACCCAGUAUUUCACCAAAAAAUACACCUUCAGUUUCUCCCAAAAUGUCACCAGCAAGAGAGCCAAAGCUUCUUCCUCAAAAAUCAGACCAAGUAAAGAAACCAGCGGAAUCGUAUGUGAGGAAAGAAGACAAAGCUUCAACACAGCCACAUAUAGGAACAGUCUCUCAAGGAUAUUCAGCUGGAGGUCAAAAUAUCUGUCCACUUUGUAAGGGUGAGAUGAACAUUGACUCUAAACAGCCACCAAAUUACAACACCUGCACUGAAUGCAAAACCACAGUUUGUAAUCAAUGUGGAUUUAACCCCAUGCCAAUGGGUGAGGUAACGGUGAAGGACCAGCUCAACACGACACCGCCAGUUUCGCCCAAGAUGUCUCCUUCAAGAGAGGCAAAAUCUCCUACUGGUCCAAAGGUAGAACAGGAGAGGAAGUCACAACAGCAGCAGCAGUCUGACGGUCAACCAAUUGUAGAACCAAAAGCAAAUGACAUCAAGCCUUCUGCCUCCCAAAAGCUUGAGCAGCAGAGCAAAGCAGAGUCAUCCUUGCAGAUGAAGACCCUUCUACCAGUAAAAGCCAAAAUUGAUGAAACCCCAUCAGAGCUUUCGAAGCCUAAAGCAGGUGUCCAAAUAAGUGUCAAACCAGAACAAUCCACCUGUCCUCUGUGUAAGAUCAAACUCAACGUAGACUCCAAGGAGCCACCCAAUUACAAUAACUGCACUCAGUGCAAGAACACAGUGUGUAACCAGUGUGGAUUUAACCCGAUGCCAAACAAAACUGUGGUUAAAGAGUGGUUGUGUCUCACAUGUCAGAUGCAGCGAGCGCUUGAAGAGACAGAGCCUCCGGGAGUUGCUUCUCUCAAACCUCAAACACCUGCUAAACCCAAAACCGGCAUAACUAGCCCAGCUGAGCCUGAAAAGAAUGUCUCAUCUGCACCACAGUCACCUCAGAGGAAAUUGUCUCCUAACGCACAGGGAAAUAUAUCCGAGACAGUGGCCAAGCAAGUGCUUAAUAAACAGGCCAGCCCUGUCUUUUCAAAGAAAGCCCCACCAGAGCAACAGAAAGUGUCAAGUCCCAUCAAAUCACCAGGCCAGAUUAAGCAAGCCGAGCAUAAGCAGAGCAAUGCAACUGUGACACCACAGAAAGAUUUGGGAGGCUUCUUUGGAUUAGGUGGGGGUAAAAUUCAUCCUGAUGUGGACAAACCAGUGGACUCUGUCUCUGGAAAGAUGCUUGGCUUUGGUUCAUCCAUUUUCAGCUCUGCCUCUACCUUGAUAACAUCAGCUGUUCAAGAUCAACCCAAGACCACUCCUCCAGUAUCUCCCAAGUUACCCCUUGCAAAAGAGGUCAAAUCCCUUGCUCCCAAGGAGCAAAAGCAACCAGAACCUCAGCAGUCCAAGUCACCUGCUGUGGUCCAGGAUAAAGCUGAGAAGGCUCAGCUAGAUGUUUCAAAGGCUAUAGAAGCCUCCCAAGGUGCUGUCAAACUGGGUGCCAGCUGUCUGCUCUGUAAGGCUGAAUUGAACAUGGGGUCUAAGGAUCCUCCUAACUACAAUACCUGCACUGAAUGCAAGAACACAGUCUGUAACCAGUGUGGAUUUGACCCCAUGCCAAAUCACCACACCUCCAGUUUCUCCGAAGAUAACCCCUGCCAAGGAUACAAAAACACCCACUACACAGAAAUCAGAACCACCCCAGCAGGACAAGCCUACUCCACCACUUUUUCAGGCCAAGCCUACUAUACCCCUUCAACAGGCCAUGCCUUCAUCACCCCCUCAAAAAGACCACCCUACUCCACCUAUUCAACAACACAUGUCCUCUCCACCACCUCUGCAAACCAAACCAACACAAUUAUCUCACGAAGUAAAGCCUACUCCACCAUCUACACAGGUCAAGCAUACUAUACCACCUCAACAGGAAAAACCUACUCCUACAACUUCUCAAGACAAACCUACACCAACACCUCCCCAGGCCAAGACUACUCCACCACCUCAACAAGACACACCUACUCCGCCGCCAACUCAGGACAAGCCUAUCCCACCACCUCCCCAGGCCAAGCCUACUCCACCACCUUACCAAGGCAGGUCUACUCCACCACCCUCUCAAGAAAAACCUACUCCAGCACCUCCCCAGGCAAAGUCUACUCCACCACCACAACAGGACCGACCUACUCCUCCACCUUCUCAAGAUAA